Messenger RNA from Xenia sp. Carnegie-2017, 1009 nucleotides. RefSeq lists its product as uncharacterized. Bases 557 to 1009 code for a protein of 150 amino acids. Lineage: Eukaryota; Metazoa; Cnidaria; Anthozoa; Malacalcyonacea; Xeniidae. The record is from RefSeq and is a predicted model, not a curated record. The transcript has 4 exons.
AAUAUGAAAUGAAUUUACAGUUCAUAGUUGUGUAUAGGUCUUGUUUGAACCCAAUACGUUUACUGCGCCAAUAUGAUUAUUUUUCACUGUUUUUCAUUAUGUGUACUUGUAUUUCGAAGACCGAAAGGAAACUUUCAUCUGCCAGGGACGAUUUUGUAAAGUUAAGAAGCGAACUUAAUGUCCAGGAUUCAGACUUGGACGACUCGAUAAUGCAGUGGAAAGAAGAAGUUCAACAAUUUGCGAGAGAACAACAAAUUGAAGUUUCUUCGUUGAAAGGUGCCGCCGAAGAGUUCUUCCUUUGCAUCAAACUGUUGAAAAUGCUCAACAUUUGGAGAAUUUUGUAAGAGCCAACGAUGAUCAAACGCAGACAUUGGGUGAUAGGCUUUUCGUUCAUGACGCUCAAAACAAAGUGAAACAACAUGAACGAAAUGCAACAAGAUUGCUGGAAUUGAAAAGACAGCUUUUAGAUGGACAUGUGACAGAGGAGCAGCUUCUUGAGCAAGGAAAGUCGCAGCUGGCAAAAAUCACAGUAGCAAAGCUGCAGAAGAGAUUAGAAAUGUUGUAUUUUUCAGUCACUAGACGCACAAAAGAAAUAACUUCUCUUGCUGAUUCUAGCAAACGAAGAUCUUCGAUGAGAAGGAAAUGCGCUAAAGAGAAGUCCGAAAUAACAUCCACCGUAGAAGAGUUAAAUUGCCUCUCAAGUCUGUGUGGUCUUCCUACGACAAGUGCGGAAGAAGUCAUGUCUGGAGAUUUUGUUUGGUCGUUUAACCAGUGUAACAUAGAUAGUACGACUUCACAUGAUAUACCUGUGCGUUUCAAGGCACAAAUUGUCGAUAAGUACAUGUUAGUUAAAAGAUUGGAAGAGGAAAAAGCACUUCUGAACAUGGAGAUGAAAAAUUAUAUGAUUUAUUAUUUGGAAAACGUUUUGCCUCUCCUUUGUGAAAGAAAGAAGAUUAAAGAUAGAAUAGGUAUACAGAUAAAUGUUCGUAUUAUGUUAAAACAAGCUUAA